Pangasianodon hypophthalmus (striped catfish) is the source of this 1410-nucleotide messenger RNA. RefSeq names its product sialidase-3-like. Gene Ontology annotation, cellular component: cytoplasm; membrane; lysosome. NCBI's taxonomy places the organism in Eukaryota, Metazoa, Chordata, Actinopteri, Siluriformes, Pangasiidae. Gene Ontology annotation, molecular function: exo-alpha-sialidase activity. The coding region runs from base 114 to 1214 and encodes 366 amino acids. Gene Ontology annotation, biological process: oligosaccharide catabolic process; ganglioside catabolic process. The transcript has 3 exons. The record is from RefSeq and is a predicted model, not a curated record.
GACCCUGACUGUUCAUCCAUGCACCAGAUCUGGGGCUAUUCAAGAUCAUCAACAGACCAAAACACUGGUGCAGAGAGAACAUAGAAUAAGAGAUAAAGAAAAAGUUUGGAGAAAUGGGAAACCGCACAUCGUCAGACUCCUCCUACACACUCAAUCCAGCAUCACCAAAAACACCUUUGUUCACAAAUACAAUAUACAGAAUCCCAUCUCUACUCUACAUUAAAGAUGACCAAACCUUUCUUGCUUUUGCUGAGAAACGAACCUCACCAGCUGAUGUUGACGCCACUGUGCUGGUCAUGAGGAGGGGAACAAAGCAGAAUGGGGCCAUUCAGGAGCUUACAACAGCAAGUUUGGAGGGAUAUCGCACCAUGAACCCGUGUCCAGUCUAUGAGAAAAACUCUAAGACUGUCUUUCUGUUCUUUAACUGUGUGUUUGAUAAGGUCACUGAGCAAGAGCAGAUUCACAACCGUAAGAACAGGGCUCGGUUAUGUUACGUUACUAGCCAGGACAGCGGGAAGAGUUGGAGCAUCACAACAGACUUGACGGAAAGCGUGAUUGGAAAGGAGAUUAAAAAGUGGGCCACAUUCAGUGUCGGACCUGGGCACGGCAUUCAAAUGUGUAAUGGCAGACUUAUCAUUCCUGCGUAUGUUUAUUAUAUUGUUAGUUGUUGUACUUGUUGUUGUAUUUGUUCUAGUUGUUGUUGCUCUGUAAAACCCUACGCUUUUGCGUUCUACAGUGACGAUCAGGGGGUAACGUGGCACUUUGGACAAAGAGUAAGUGUUGAGUCUGCCGAGUGUGAGAUGGCAGAGAUCACUGACAGCAAUGGCAAAAGUUACUUAUACUGCAAUGCCAGAAGCUCUAAGAAAUCUAGAGUUGAGGCUAGGAGUCAGAACGGUGGAGGGGUAGAAACCCCUGAUGGCUGUCAGGGUAGUGUGGUGAGCUUUGCACAUGACGAGAAGACUUGGCUCCUUUUUUCCCAUAUAACUGACAAAAACGAGAGAAAGGAUCUUGGGGUUUAUUUGAAUAAGUCUCCUUUUAGUGCCAAUGGUUGGAAUAAACCGAGCAUCAUCAAUCCUGGCGUCAGCGGAUACUCAGAUAUGACUCAGUGCGACAGCAAUGAUCGCUUUGCUUGCCUUAUGGAACGUGGGACAAACAAACUUGAAGAAAUAGCAUUUACGGAGUUUUCUCUCAAUGAUAUCAUGAAAGAUCAGUAGAUAUAUUUACGUGCAUGAUAAUAACCUGAAUAAAAAAAUUCAAAUAUUCACCUAAUACAGAACAGAAUUCAGAAUAGAGAACAUGAACUGAUUCACGCUGAACCACCCGGCCAGUCUCCCGGUGACAGACACAGGUUUCAGAAAAACACACCCCCUUUUCAGUUUUAGUUCGUUUACGAUUUCAUUUUUUUAUUUA